Molecule: messenger RNA, 2477 nt
Organism: Calliphora vicina (urban bluebottle blowfly)
Lineage: Eukaryota; Metazoa; Arthropoda; Insecta; Diptera; Calliphoridae
Exons: 2
Coding region: 94-1389 (431 amino acids)
Source: RefSeq, a predicted model, not a curated record
CAAUGAUUUAAUAUCGUUUAAAUUUUUGUUCAAAUAAGUUAUAUUUUGCUCGUCAAUUGUAUAGGCGAGUUUUUUUUUAUCAAAAUUUAAAUAAUGAAGGCCAAAGUUUUCGUACUUACAUUCCUGUGCAAUUUGUUUUUCUUAACGCAAGCAACGAUCUCUAGUGAAAAUAAUGAAAAUAUCACAAUACUAAAUGAAACAGCUUCGAACUAUACUAUCAAACAUGUUGUGGAUGGUAAGCCCAUUGUAAUUCACACCCAACUUGAACAUUAUGACCAACCAACGUUGAAAGAGUACCAAGAGUGCCAUGAGAAUCUAGAAAAAUGCAAAGAAGUGUGCGAAGGCGUCAAAGAUCCAGCGAUAUGUGUUAAGGAGUGUCCAGUUUGUCCGUUUCUAGUAAAAGAGAAAAUUGUAGUACAGGGCAUUAACGAUACUGACUUUACACCAAUGUCAGCAACGCCCCUAAAUACCACAAAUAUAAUACGAGUGACUAAUCAAAUUCGGAAUAUUAUUGAAAGUCGUCAAGGCAAUAUAACGCAUCGUAAUGAAAAUAUUGUCCAUGUACAUCAGAAUAUUUCGAGAGUAGGUGGUAAAUAUGGUCUGGGCUAUAAAAACACCGAUCCAUGUUGCAUAAUUGUGAGAUCAUCGAAAAAUUGUGAAAAUAAGCCAUUAUCGACAGCAACCCGCUGCCAUCACAAACGUCAUCGGGUCUGUGGUAAACAAUGUAAAUCACGUGUGAUGAUAGCCAAUCGUGUGACUUUAUGUGAAAACCCAGAUCCAUUUGAUGCAAAUGAUGACUAUAGUGAAGAGAAUUGUCGCGAAACUGUAAAAUAUGUUCCAUAUCAGUCCCGUAGGAAACAUAAGGUUAGAUCGCAAAAUAAAUGCACAUACGUACCUUCUUGGCCAUAUGUUGUAUGUGGCCAAAAUGGAAACAGUUAUGGACAUUCCGUAUGUAGGCGUUGUCAACGUUUAACAUACAGCUAUAUCUUGCAACGAGGAAUUCCAGCUCAGUGCAGCAGAUGUUUCAUGACAUAUUCCAGACCUAAUUCCGAAAUGUAUCCGCCGUCAUGGUAUCCUCCUAUGGGACCUCAUAUUGAAGACAAUGAUUUUGAGUUCGAAGAUGAUUUGGAUUUGAAUCAGGGUGAUUGGCAACAAGAUAAAACUAAGUGUAGAUUACCUAAUGGCAUCAUAAGUGAAAACUGCAAUGACUUCGAAGGUAGCGAUACAGAUUCGCCUCCCACUACUGCCGGUUCUUUUGCACAUUUGCCAGAGGCACAGGAUGAAUAUAUGGAAUAUGAUAAUUUCGACGACGUUGAUUUUGAGGAAAACCCACGCAGACGUCGUCAUAUUUUUACCAGAUCUAAGUACAGUCGUCGACAUAUGCAAUAAAUAGGUAUCUGUCUGUUUUUAAUUUUCGGAAAGUACAGAGUAGUGAUUUAGUGGAGAUUGGAAUGAGCAAUUCGCAAAAAUCUAUUAUUUAUAGCCCAUUCACAUACACCUGUUUAUCAUGAUUAUCACUCUACGGCAAAAAGGUGUUCACAUAACUUUUGGCUCGACUUAAUUGACAUUAUUUUGAAACACACACAUACUUACACAUUUAUAUACAGGUAGGCCUCCAUUUACGCGAUUUGUUGGGACCAAGAAGCGUGUAAAUCAAAUUCGCGUAAAACGAGGUUCUAAUUUAGAACGAAAUGCUUUUGUGGGGCCAAUAAUUUUUUAUUUCGUUUAAAACAAUACAUAAGUCACAUAACAAAAAAUAAAUUGGGACCUAAAAAUCGCGUUAAAUAGAAAACACAUACAUAUGUACAUACAAUCACCUUUAUGAAAGCGGACAUUACUGCACAAAAAUUCAUAAUCGAGUUUUUGAUUGAUUGAACAAUUGCCAAGAAUACUCUCUUAUUAUACGUUAUAAUAUCCUGUAAAAACAAUAAAAAUGUUGUUACGUCCGUUUGCAUUUAAGGCGACGAUAUAUACUUUAAGGGUCAUUAUUACAACUUGCCUUUAUUUGUACUUUUAAAAACUUACUUAAAACAAAAGUGAAGUAAAAAAACUCAACUAAAAAAAUUAUUUCUUAUCGAAAAUUAAGGAAAAAAUUUCAAUUAAAAAAAUAAAAUAUUCAAAACAUAACAAAAAAUUCAUAAAAAUUAACAAAGUUUUCAAAAAAGAAAUCUGUUAUUCGCUUGUUUUUUUUUCGUUUCUUGUUGUUUGUUGCCGCGUUAUUAAAAAUCGUGUAAACAAAGUCGCGUAUUUCAAAAAAUGGUUGCUAAUUUGAGUUUGCGUUAUAUAGAAUUCGCGUAAAUAAAGUACCGCGUAAAUGGAGGCUUACCUGUAUUUGAAAAUUUGCACACAAAAAGACGUUAGACAUAAGAAAUAUCUAAAAAAACAUUAUAUUCAGCUAUUAAAUUACAAUAAAAUUUAAAAUAACACACAUAUUGUUUACGAAGGUGAAGGGUAUAAUAAACAUUUGAACAUUUGAA